Messenger RNA from Triplophysa dalaica, 1884 nucleotides. RefSeq names its product glycosylated lysosomal membrane protein (gene glmp). Lineage: Eukaryota; Metazoa; Chordata; Actinopteri; Cypriniformes; Nemacheilidae. Gene Ontology annotation, cellular component: lysosome. The transcript is spliced from 6 exons. The record is from RefSeq and is a predicted model, not a curated record. Bases 105 to 1316 code for a protein of 403 amino acids.
AAUCUGAUCUGAGAUCAGUCGUGUUGAGGCGUUACGGUCACAUGACUUCAGUGACAAACACAGCAGAAAUGUGAUGGUUCCUCAUCUGUGUUCAGAGUUGAAACAUGUCGAUGUUUAAAAGGUGUUUUAUCUGCUGUCUGCUGUCUGUCGUCUUCUGUCCUUCGUCUGGAUUUAUUGGAGGUGGAGAUUCGUUUCGACGGAAGGUGUCUGUAGAAGUGAACCCAGGUCUGAAGCCUCCCUCCACACUGCCCCCUGGAGUCAAUCUCGUGCACGUGCGGGCACUGGGUCAGAAUGACACCCUGCACUUCCUCUUCUGUAACCAGGGGGCGCCAUCACUUCUGCUCGUGCACACAAACACCACAGAGUCCACAGUGCAUGUGAACUGGCCGGAGUUUAUUAACCGCAGUUCCUCAGGCGGCCUGCAGGUGGAGCCACAGAGCAGCGUACAGUACAGCAGAGCUCUCAUCAUCACCAGGUUGUGGGAGUACAGUGACGUCAAUAACACAGCAGACCCACAACACACAUCAGAGUCCAGUUUCUACCCACCGUAUGAGCUGCAAGACUUCAUCUGGUCAGAGUUUAACCAAUCAGAUCACAGGAUCAGAAUCUGUGGAGGUGACAGAACGGCUGCCAGCUUUACUAACGGCACCUUCUGUCUGCAGAUCUCAGCGUUCGAGUCAGAAGGUCGUGAGUCAGCGUGGCCAGGUCUCCUUCAUAACUCAAACUCCUCUCAGCUGCGUGUGUCUCUGGAAGGUGUGACGGCGCGGGUGAAUUACUCCAGAUUCUCUCUGGAGCUGCAGUCUGUCGGAGACUCUGGGUUUCUGGGAAGAGUUGAUGUCCACAGGUCUAUCGAUGAUGAAUACACACCCUCCAUCUUUAAGGUGUCGCAGUGGGUGUCAUUUCCAGUGAACAGCAGCAGGGUUUGGGGUUACGCUCAGUGGAAGCCGGUGGCGUAUCGUAAGUCCAGCCCUGUGACCGAAGACGCCACACCCUGCAGACACUCUGAACCCGUUCCCAUCGCCCGUCCUCCUCCCUCGGCUCUCAUUCAGGCCUAUUUCAGCCAUGGGCCUCAGACAUACGGACUGAACGUCAGCUUCGGGAUCGCCGGCGACGCCUUUUACAACGCCACCAAUUACCUCAGCUGGACUGUGUUAAUGGGUGUGGGUGAUCCUCCGGUGGACUCUUUCUCAGUGUUUAUCAUUUGCAUCAUGGCCGUGGGUCUGGGCACGCCGCUGGUUCUUAUCAUUGUGGGUGUAGUUUUUCUUUGGGUCCGCAAGAGGACGUCACAAAGCUCAGGCUACGAGGCAAUCAACUGAUCUUACGGAAGACGCUCCGCCCUCAUACACACGUUGGUGUCACAGUCCAUCAACAAGAUCUCUCUGGAUUGGUUGGCGCUGUCUGGAUCGGCCAAUCAGGAAUUAAUGUUUCAUACGGAACUGAAGGUCAGAAAAGAAAUGUAUCUAAUCCAUUGAUGAUUACACUUCAUUCUGUUUUUUUUCUACAGAAUUAUUUUUCAAAGGUGUUUUUUGUCUAUUUUGUCUUCUGUGAAAUAAUCUGAUCCGCCUGAUAUGUGAUGGGGAACGUGUAGCACAUUUUAAAGUCAAGAACACACACUUUUCAGAAUCAAAAACUGCACUUAAAGAGUUUCUCAGGGAUUCUGACUGUUGGACUCCAGUGAAAUCACCUUUUAUUCUAAUAAUGUAAUGAAUCAUGUGUUUUUUAAAGAGAAUUUAUAAUAAAGAACAGUUUCGCUUAUAAAACAAACAAAUUUUACCUGUAAAUGUUUGAGGAAUAUUUAGUAACAUUAACAUUUAUUGACACCUGAAUAACAGAGUCUGAAUGUAAAUAUACUUUUGUUUCUCUAUAUAAAUUUGUUGACUGGCA